AUGGUGAUACUUGUUUUUGCCGGCCUCCGACAGCGCGAAACUCCUCUUGAAAAUUCGUUGUCCGACAGAGAACGUGGCAUCAUCAAUUGCAUCAAUGGGCUGAGAUAUCGUAGGGCGAAUCCUGAAGGCUUGCCAGAAAUCGUAGCCCAGAAUACAACGACGACUCAGACUUGGAGCUACCAGAACUGGUAUGGAACUCACAUUCGCUGCCAGCAUUGCAAUUCUGCAAUCUUCCCUAGUAUUACGGAAGAGGACGUCAAACUUUCGUUUUUCGUCCCACGGGCUCGACAUGCUGCGGAAGAUCCGGACCAUGUCCAAGUAAAAGUCCUGGAACUUCUCUCUGGGACCCUGCUUCCGAUUGUUAGCCUGCCGUUCAUAGACGUAAUCUAUAUCGACUGGCGACUACGCAGAUUUCGUUCGGCAACGCUACGUGUGCCUUCUACCGGCAUGCUACGGAUCUUCAACUCGUACUCUAGCUCAUCUAUUGUCAGAUGGCUAGGAUUCAUCGCGUGGUACCACGAUACGAAAUGGGACAUAGCCAUCUCUUCAACAGGCAUUCAACUAAGAAAAUCGAAUAUUGAAUUAAAAAAGAAACUAUGGAAUCCUUUCAAGUGGAUUAUCACCCAAAAAAAAUUGAAAAUCCUAGAGAAAAGAAAUACUUCUGUUCAAAGAAGCUGUAAAUUAAAAAAUCCUAAAAUUUGUUCACGCUCCCUAAUGAAGCAAAUAAUUUGAAAAUCCUAGUUUUAGUUCGUCUAUCUUUGAUAAACUUUA
Armigeres subalbatus is the source of this 771-nucleotide messenger RNA. RefSeq lists its product as uncharacterized. The transcript has 5 exons. The coding region runs from base 1 to 732 and encodes 243 amino acids. The record is from RefSeq and is a predicted model, not a curated record. Lineage: Eukaryota; Metazoa; Arthropoda; Insecta; Diptera; Culicidae.